Urocitellus parryii (Arctic ground squirrel) is the source of this 1690-nucleotide messenger RNA. NCBI's taxonomy places the organism in Eukaryota, Metazoa, Chordata, Mammalia, Rodentia, Sciuridae. The record is from RefSeq and is a predicted model, not a curated record.
GGAACGUAAGGCCGGCAUUAUGAGUCGGCGCACCCGACGGCGGCCCCGGAAAAAGCGGGCAGCGCUUGAAUGGAUCUAAAGGAUCUUGGGAGGUUUGGGGCCGGUGGCUGAAGGGGAGCGAUGGCCGGGGCAAGGGAGGAACGUGUAGCUGGCGGCCUCGGGUCUCGCGGAUCGUGGGAAGGAAGGGUCGGUAGACAAGGCCGGGUCCUUUCGGCGAGCGGAUGCGGAGGCAGAGAGGAUUGAAGCAAGAGAAGUAUCUUCCCUGAUUCCCAGUCCGGUGUUUCCUUCCAUCCUUUGCGACCCUAUCCUACGCCGUGAAGGAAGUUUCUUCAAGCAAUCACUAUGUCAACCAACACAGAUAUUUCUCUUUCUUCAUAUGAUGAAGAUCAGGGAUCUAAACUUAUCCGAAAAGCUAAAGAAGCACCAUUUGUGCCUAUUGGAAUGGCAGGAUUUGCAGCAAUUGUUGCAUAUGGAUUAUACAAAUUAAAGAACAGGGGAAAUACUAAAAUGUCCAUUCACCUGAUUCAUAUGCGUGUGGCAGCCCAAGGCUUUGUUGUAGGAGCGAUGACUCUGGGUAUGGGCUAUUCCAUGUAUAAGGAAUUCUGGGCAAAACCUAAACCUUAGAAGAAGAGAUGCUGUCUUGGUCUUGUUGGAAGUGCUUGUUUUUGUUAUGUUAAAGUUAUAUGUUUAUGUCAAAAAAUAAAUCCCUUGAGUGGGUUCAGGCUGUAAUACGGUAUUUUGAAUAUGGCUUCUUUUCUUGCCCACUUGAUUUGCCUGGUUAUCAAAUUAUUAAUGACUUCAUUGACUGGAUCACUCAGGGAAGUCAAGUUAACAUAAAAGAAACAUACACUGGAUAGUGUUACAACACUCACCUUCUUAAAUGCUUAUGACAGAAAUUACUUCUAAAGAAGACAAAAGGCCAGGCCUGAAUUACUCCCAGUUUACUACAGAAUAUCAUACACAUAUUUUGAAUGUUGGGUGGGAAUCCUACUUAACCCAGUUAAUUUAACUUUUUUCUACCUGCCUUGUGAACUGGUUUAAGAACUUCAGUUUUUUAGKGUUAGUUGGCUCUUAAAGAACUAUUUYACRUUUCAMAAACGUGCAUGAAAURUAACUUGUAAAUCUUCCCACAACUGAAAGAGAGAGAAGAAGGGAGGGAGAGUGUGUGUGUGUGUUUAAACCAUACCUGGAAAGCUCACAACAGAACUGAYARAAGUAGUAUUUAUUUCAGAAUCACACUUAUAAACAUAAUAAUUUAAUUAUUGGUUCCACUUUAGCUCUUUUAUAAUUGCAGAAUUAUAUUUUUGCUGUUGUAUUAGAAUAAUUUUUAAAUGUUAUCUUGAAAGAGAAAUAUGUAUUCUAAGUGCUAAUACAAAGGUAAAUUAAGAACGCCGUUUUAAUGUGUGCAGUAUAUUUAUUUUCUCUGUAUGAAUUGCAAGUGUUAAACAAAUUACCUAAAAUGGAAGUGAUUGCUGGUUUUGAGCAAGCUGGUCUGGUCAGACAUUAUACACAAGCUUUGGUAAACUACAGCAUGCUUUAGUAUACUUGUAAAAUUCCUUUGUCUAACCUGAACUUACAUUCCAUGGUAAUAACAUGGUAUAUGUGUUGUUAUUAAAAUAACGAACACAUCAAAUGUCUUGUAUCUGUUUGUUUGGAAAAAUAACUCAUUCUUCAAUUUACUCACUCAGUU